Fraxinus pennsylvanica is the source of this 798-nucleotide messenger RNA. Lineage: Eukaryota; Viridiplantae; Streptophyta; Magnoliopsida; Lamiales; Oleaceae. The record is from the annotation of a GenBank genome assembly.
AUGGACACUGAAAUAGCAUUUGUGGGUAUUGUAGUUGAUGUUCGUCCAAAAAGGAAAAUUCCGAACAUAAAUGUAGAUUCAACUGUCCAGGCAUUGUUCUUGUUAAUGAAAGUUAAGUUGCAAGCAAUUGUAUUAACUAUCUGGGACAAUUUUAUAGACCGUGAAGGAGCUGAGAUUGCUGACUGCCUUAUGAAAAAACCAAUCAUUGUCGGUAACCAUUUAAAGGUGACGUCAUUCAAAGGAAUAUCAUUGUCCACAAAAGCAAAUAGCUCAAUCUUCAUAGAUCCAAAGUUUGAGAAACUUGUUGAACUGAGAAAAUGGACAGAAAGAAACAAGGAAAUGUUGACAGAGAUGAUAGUUCAGAAGACGUAUGAUCUACCAAAUACUUCCACUAUUCCACUUCCUCUGAAUGGCAGAGUCAUCUACAUCAAGGAUCUUUUAGAAAACACAUCAACGCGCAAACCAUUUUGGAUCAGGGGAAAGUACAUGCAUGCAAGAGCAAUUCCUAGAGCAAGGUGCAGCGUUAGCAUUGGAGAUCACACUGGAAACAUUACUGCAUCGUUAUUCGGUAAUCUAGCUGAAAAAUUCUUACAUCUUCCAGCUGAGAAAAUAAUGAAAGAUAAUUUAAUGCCAUAUCAUAUCAUUGGUGAUCAUAAGUCUAACUAUUCUUCAGUGUGGCAAUUCGCCGACGAAGUGAGGUCAGCAGCCCCUUGGAUUGGAUACAUGAUAGAGGAUGACAAAACAUUUGGCUCAUCAUCAUCUGAAACAUUAUGGGAUAAAGGACUGCUGACAAUGUAG